AUGAAAGUCCAGAUCGCAGCCAACCGACGCCUUGCCGAGAAGAUGUCUCCCCUAAAGAAACUGCAGGAGAUCCAGAAGAAGAUCAAAAAACAGCCAGCCCGUCGCAAAUUCUCGCUUGUGCAUGGACUGCGGAAGGAGAUGCCGAAGCCACUGCGCCAUCAGGAUGGGUGGAGCCGUCCGUCCACUCCGAUGCCGUCCAAUCUAUGGGAGCAGUAUGAAAUGAUGGAGACCGAAUACCAGCACCAGGAAGCCAUGAAACACGUCCCGGAUUCAUCCCGCAUCCUUCUCUACCAAUUUCAGGCGGAACGUAUAUUCCCGAUUUUCGCGGACGGCGGCAUCAACUCGAAAAAGAAUACCUCCCUCUGUGCGCAGCAACUGGCCCGGCUUGGUGAAGAAAGUAUCACAUUUAUACUAAAUGGACUGGAUGCGGAUAAUGACUAUCAGAGGAAGGUUGUAGCCGUUGCCCUCGACGCAAGUGCCAAACCCGGAGCCGGCAUCUUUCGCGGACAUUUCCACUUCUUUGGUGUUUAUCAUCAGUGUAUAGACAUCAAAUUCAAGGAUGAUAAGGGCGCCUUCCAAGGGGACUAUUUCCGCCUCUACCUGGACCUCGCCUUCCGGGACUACAAGGGAAAUGGAUCCUGCGGCUCGAUCAAGUGGGGACUGGACCUUUGCCUACCUGCAACUUGCCGUUCACACGAGGUUGAGGGAUAUCUGCACGACAUCUUGCCCCGAUUAAUAAAUAGCAGCAACCUCAUCAAAGCCGACCCGGUCUGUGGCGUGACAUGGAUCAACGAUUCGCAAAAGCCUGUACCUGCCGGUGGAUAUAUUGUUGGUGUAACAAUGCUUGCCAUUUUUGCGUUGUGUUUCAUCAGCGGGAUUUAUGACUACAGCUACGGAGAAGAAGCCAAAAAAUUGCCAAUUAGCAAAGCGCUCUGGUUCAAGAUAUUUAUGGCUUUUUCAUUUUAUCGAAACGUCUCGGAGAUUUUCUCGACCGCUGGAUCAAAUAAGGCUGGACAAAUUGGCCCGAUCCAUUGUAUACGAUUUUUCUCGAUGUCUUGGGUCAUCAUGGGCCACAUUUUGGCGAUGAGCGUCGCGCUUGGCUCAAACCCACAGGAUGUCAUUGAUGUGACUCACGAUCUGGCCACCCAAUUCCUCACCAACUCCUAUUUUGCCGUCGACUCAUUUUUCUUCAUAUCGGGGCUUCUACUGGCUUUUAUUUGGUUCAAGGACUUCAAAAAGAACAAGCGACGCGCUAUGUCACCCCUCGCCUGGACAAUGUUUUAUGUUCAUCGACUCCUCCGCCUGUCCCCGCCGUACUACUUCGUAAUUUUGUUCUAUACCUUUGUCUUGCCACCCUGGCUACAAAGUUCACCACUGCUACUGCCUCUGCAAGCCCGAGAGGACAACUGCCAGAAGAACUGGUGGGUCAAUCUGCUGUAUUUGACAAACUUUGUGCACUAUCGAGAGCAGUGCUACCUGGUCUCCUGGUAUCUGGCCACAGAUUUGCAGAUCUACAUUUUUGCCCCUUUGAUUUUAGUACCGUUUGCGAUCAACAAGUUCCUCGGUAUGGCCGUUUCUGGAGGGAUAUUUAUACUGUCAACUGGUAUUAAUAUCGCCAGUGUGUUGCAUUACCACUACCCUCUGACCGAUUACACCGUCGGCAUUAUUCAAGACCCAAGGAUGACGAACCAGGACUACAACAUGGUGAUGUACAACGCCCCAUGGAUUCGGUGCCAAAUCUACAUCCAGGGCAUGUGGGUCGGAUAUUUCUUGCAGAUGUACACCGGAAAACUGAAGCUGAACAGGUUCGUGAAACAAAUCGGAAACAUCGUCCUUUUCCUGAUCUCUCUGGGAUUGAUGUUGAUAGCUGUGAUGGUCGUGAAGGACUGGGUGAAAAAUGAAGAUUGGCCGGUCGGCUGGCGUGCUAUCUAUUCGGCGUUUUCACGCCCUGCUUGGGGUUUUGGAUUGUCGUGGCUGAUUAUCGCUUCUUACUACGGCUAUGGAGGUUUCAUCAACCGUUUCAUGUCAUGGAAUAUCUGGAUCCCACUCGGUCGACUAACCUAUUGCGCCUACCUCAUCCACAUCUGCGUUGUCAUGUUCUUCCUCGGAAAUCACAAAACCGAUCUGAUCUGGUCGAAUUUCUUCAAUUCGUUCACCGAGUACUGUGUACCCUGCAUUGUUCUCACCUAUCUAAUUGCUAUUCUUUGGAGUGCGGCGUUUGAGGUGUCACUAGGAAAGGUCGAGAUGAUUCUAAUUGGAGGACUGCGCGGUAGAGCCCCACCAAAACCUGAGGGCCCAGCAGCUGAAGCCGGAAAUGUUGUGAAAAUCGAAAAGGAAGAAGGACCGGUGACAGCUGUGGGAAACGGAGCUACAGUAACCCCAGCCGAUAAUACAAAUGGUAUCUCGACGGAUAAGAGAUGGGAA
Mesorhabditis spiculigera is the source of this 2424-nucleotide messenger RNA. NCBI's taxonomy places the organism in Eukaryota, Metazoa, Nematoda, Chromadorea, Rhabditida, Rhabditidae. The record is from the annotation of a GenBank genome assembly.